Desarmillaria tabescens is the source of this 2076-nucleotide messenger RNA. RefSeq lists its product as uncharacterized. Lineage: Eukaryota; Fungi; Basidiomycota; Agaricomycetes; Agaricales; Physalacriaceae. The record is from RefSeq and is a predicted model, not a curated record. The transcript has 7 exons. Bases 351 to 1868 code for a protein of 505 amino acids.
GCUUCUUGUCUCAACACAAACAACUCUUCGUUCUUCAGGCUUCACCUCCUUGAAUGUAUAUCUGUCUGUCUGAGCCUGAGAAAUGGGAAAUACGCCAUCAAAAAUUAAAUGCCAAUCGCUUUUCAAUGGCAUCAAGUCGCUUUGGAAACGAUUAUACUCCGUAUUUUCGACCGCACAGACAACAUCCAGUUCAUUUUCUGAUGUGACAUCCGAAGUUGACCGGAAUCACGAUACCAUCGCAUCGUCCGAGUCUGAAGAGGCAAUACUAUAUCCAAAUCGCAGUUCUACUACAGCAGAAUCUGGUUCCGUCUAGAUCGUAUCCAGCCUCUUCCACAGAUUUAUCGAUUUUGAUGCCUGAGGUGACCUCGCUCGAAACUGGAGGUUGGAGGGAUGGCUUCUCCGAUUGCGCUGACAGUGAAUUUCAAGUCCUAGCCAAAAUGAUGGUGUGUUAUGAAGUCAUCACAUCAUUCACUGAGACUGGCCGAGCGGAAUUGACCAUCAAGGUUCCACUGCAGUGGGUCUACACUGGUCAAAAGCCUGUUAUACCAUCCUCUCUCGCUGACACUCCCUGCGCUACCCUCGGCAUUCAAGGUAUCUUGAUUCAACUCAACACCUACCUCGGAAUGUCACAUACCCUCAAUACUCUGUGUCUCUCCUCCCUUCUUGAAGAAUACAUCAAGAACAACUAUGAUUUUGGCACAGCAUAUGGCCAUCUCUGCAUGGUAUGGAAGACCAAUAAUCCCAGCACCAUUCAAGAUGAACUACACAAACUGCCAUGGUGGGUUGUCGACUUGAAGCCAUGGCAAUUACCAAACCCAAUAUCACAUGCUUGGAUGGAUGAGAAGGAUCAUAUCAAUGUGUGGACCCCUAUCAAUGGGAAGGAAUGGCCCGUGCCCAUCCCAAAGGAUGUGGACCUCUGCUCGAUCAGGAUUGAGAUGCUGAAUCUGGGAUUGGAACAGAAAGAUGGGCUAAGGGAGGAUCUGCAUGUAGAGGAGUGGAAGCUGGAUGUGCCCACAAUUGGAAGGGUGUAUGCAUGGGCCAGGGUGGCAAUCUACCUGAGUGGGUUGGGGAAGCCUUUGAGACUGAAGGAGGGUGACUUGGAUAGUGAUCAGAGUUGGUUUAGGCAUGCAUGGACACUGCAGGAGAGCCCAGGAAUAUUUUUAGUGUACUGGCAGAUAUGCAGAACUGUGUCAACCAACUCUGUGGACAAAGUUGCAGGACUGGCAUUUCCUCUGAGGCCCCAGACAAUACCAGCAUACCAUGAGAGUGGGUCUCUUGAGGAUGCAUGGACAGCACUAGUGAAUACAAUGUGCUCUGAUAUGCAGGCUAAAUUGCUCUUUUUGUAUCCUGAAGUAGGACAAGGAUGCAAGAAAUGGAGACCAACAUGGGAGCAGGUCAUGACAGACCCUCUGCCAAAGGAUGUUGGCUGUCUUGGGUAUGUUGAGUAUGAUGAUGAGAAGGAUGAGGACUGGUAUGAAGGCUCUUGCAUUGAAAAGGGGCUUGUGCAGGGUUCUGGUGCAGGAUCCACAGAAGGGGGUGUUCAACAUGGAGAGUUAGUUGUUGAAGAUGCAAAAGGAAUGCUGCACAUAUUCAAAAUCAUUGCUGCCCACCAGUACCUGAUACCUGAAGACUCAUAUACACUGCUUGGUGAUACUGAGCCUCCAAAAUGUUGGGCUGUUGGCCAACGAUUACCAGAAGCAAGAUUUGAGAAAGUGUCAGUGUUUGAAAUCACUGACAGAGAGGAAGCAAGAAGGCUGGAGGACCUAGAUGUAUUGAAAGAGCUCUUUUACAAGUCCAAGUUUACAAGGAUUCAUUCUUUUAUGGCAGAUUUCUGGCCUUGGAACCUUACUUUUAAGAAUGACAUCUGAUUUCAACAGUGACAAAUUGCUGUAGUGGUGACUUCACACUGGCCGCUGAUUCUUCCCUUUUUUUCAGCAAAUGCUGCUUUCUCAUGGCAUCUUGUAAGCCACCAACUUGACAAAUAAUGUCAAACAAAGGGCUUGUCACUCAUGUUCAGUGAUUCAAGCACAAUUGUAGGCACUGUGGUCUGAGUGAGUUGAAUGGAUUCUUAGGUAG